This is a messenger RNA of Peromyscus eremicus (cactus mouse), 1454 nucleotides long. It is a transcript of the gene Trir, whose product is annotated as telomerase RNA component interacting RNase. NCBI's taxonomy places the organism in Eukaryota, Metazoa, Chordata, Mammalia, Rodentia, Cricetidae. Gene Ontology annotation, molecular function: 3'-5' exonuclease activity; 5'-3' exonuclease activity. The transcript has 4 exons. The record is from RefSeq and is a predicted model, not a curated record. The coding region runs from base 354 to 1148 and encodes 264 amino acids.
UCACGCUCAAGUCCCUGUAGGCGGCAACCUCUCUCUCCUUAGCAACCAGCCAAACAUCCCGUCUAAGCUCUUUGAAGUUAGAGCAGAGGUGUCUCUUGGCUCGAUUCUAUAGGCUCAGAUUCCUGAUGAUCAUUUCCUCCUUACUUUCUAUUUUGUACCUCAACAUCUCUUCUUGUCCGCCACUUACUCAGUUGGUUGUGAGCCACCUGGCUCCUGCCGCAAACCAAUCACGAACGAACUGGUUAGUUGGCUGAGGGUCGAUAAAAGGCAAAAAGACUCCAUUUGUGGCAGGAGUUCUGGUGGUCGACUGGGACUGUGCUCUCAACCUUUAGAGGAAACUCGGGUUCCAGACGAUGGUUCUGUGCUUCUGUCUGUUUAACGAACUCGUGCUGGCAGGAUUAGGAAAAUCCGAGGAACAGAAGGAAAGGAACCCGGCUUCUGGGCUCCACCCACUGGUCGCCAGGUCAGAGCACCUUUGCCCCACCCAAGCCCCGCCCACUCUGCGUUGGCUUCUGGGAUCACUCCUCUCUUCCCAGCAUGCAGUGCUUCAGACGAAGCCAGUCCCGCGCCAAGCGCGCGGUCUGAGAGCCUUUCCCGAAGUCCCUUGCGCGGCACCUGGCGACAAAAUGGCUGCCCGAGGGAGACGGGCGGAGCCUCCGGGUCGGGAGGCGCCCGGCCCGGCGGGCGGCGGCAGGAGCCGAUGGGCUGAGUCGGGGCCAGGAACGUCACCCGAGAGCGGGGACGACGAGGUAUCGGGCUCAAGUCCGGUGUCCGGCGGUGUGAACUUGUUCGCCAACGACGGCAGCUUCCUGGAGCUGUUCAAGCGGAAAAUGGAGGAGGAGCAGCGGCAGCGGCAGGAGGAGCCACCCCCGGGCCCGCAGCGACCCGACCCAUCGGCCUCCGCCGCGGCGGGCCCAGGGAAUCCGAAGAGGAAGGGCGGCCCAGGCCCCACACUCAGCUUCGUGGGCAAGCGCAGAGGCGGGAACAAACUAGCCCUCAAGACAGGAAUAGUAGCCAAGAAGCAGAAGACGGAGGAUGAGGUAUUAACAAGUAAAGGUGACGCAUGGGCCAAGUACAUGGCAGAAGUGAAAAAGUACAAAGCCCACCAGUGCGGUGACGAUGAUAAAACUCGACCCCUGGUGAAAUGACCCCCUCCCAGGUGCUCACUGCCUGGGACUCUCUGCAAUGUACAUAACUAUUUAAGGCGGUAAUGGCAGCGGCCUUCCUGGAGGACUGAUACACAGAAGGAAACCAAGGCGCUUCCCGUGGCCGCAGACCAUUCUCCAGGACUCUUUUUUUACCUUGAGCACUUGCCUCCUGAGACUCACUAGACCAGUGGUUUACUGUCCCCUUUCUUCCCACCACCGCUUUCUCUGGCUCUGUCUGUCUCUCUUGCUGUCCUUCUCCUUUUAGCAGUCACUUCUGAGAAGUAAAGAACCUGAUUUAGUGCUGGA